Messenger RNA from Protobothrops mucrosquamatus (brown spotted pit viper), 2743 nucleotides. RefSeq names its product FYVE, RhoGEF and PH domain containing 1 (gene FGD1). Bases 1 to 2655 code for a protein of 884 amino acids. Gene Ontology annotation, cellular component: cytoplasm. The record is from RefSeq and is a predicted model, not a curated record. NCBI's taxonomy places the organism in Eukaryota, Metazoa, Chordata, Lepidosauria, Squamata, Viperidae. The transcript is spliced from 18 exons. Gene Ontology annotation, biological process: filopodium assembly; cytoskeleton organization. Gene Ontology annotation, molecular function: guanyl-nucleotide exchange factor activity; metal ion binding.
AUGCAGAGAGCCAGCGUGAUGGGGAUGCCCAGUCCGGAACCCAGUGGAUCAUAUUCCCAGCAAUUCAAAGCCAUGAGGUUCUCCUAUCACAUCGAAGGGGGAGCGACUACUUCGCCCCAAAUCCGAGCUGGUCCCAUUCAGCCCCACCGACUCCUGGUCAAAAGCCUCUCUUCAGAACCCAGCCCUGAACAUCGCUCACCAGAAGCCCCCCAACGACUCAUCUCAGAUCCAGGACCUGACCACAACGAAGAAGAAAUUGCCAAACUCCGACCACUCAAGCGUCCCCCAGGACCAAAGCCACAAGUUCCUCCCAAGCCAGCUUAUCUGCAGAAUAGCCAGCCCCCACGGUUUCCUGAAUCGAUCCCCCCACCGCCAUCACGACCCCUCCCAGCCGACCCCCGCCUGGGCCGCAGCCCUCUGCCAAAAGAUGGAGUGGGCUACUCAUCUGCCGUCUCCUGCCUCAUUGAGAAGUUUGAAAGGGAACCUAUAAUCCUGACAUCUGAACAGACUCCCUCGCCGUGUCCCAGCCCAGACCUCCAAGCCCUAGAGAUAAAUUCUAUGGAACCCUCGCUAGAUCGUCCAGCUUCAUUGGAAUCGGCAGAACUGUCUCACAAGCUCCUGGACCUCCUGGCACUGGAAGGAGGGCAAGCGGCUGCAGGAAAUGCUGUCUGCUUGCCACCUCACGAUGGUGGGAAACUGGCAAACCGGGACAGCGGCAUUGACAGCAUCAGUUCACCAUCUAACAGUGAGGAGAUUUGCUUUGGGCCUGAGGAAGGUACAGGGGAGGGUGCCGGACCACUGGCACCUCCAAGCAUCAUCAAACGCAGCUCAACUCGUGAUUCUGAGGGGGACAGUGACAUGGAUGAUGGCAGUGGGGAUGAGGCUGAGCUGCUCUCUGACCUUCCACCUCCACAGACAGAGAAGCUGGAUUCUGAUGAGAUGACGGUUCCACAAAAAGUCUUCCGAAUUGCCAACGAACUUCUCCGAACAGAAAAGGCAUAUGUAUCUCGCCUGUAUCUAUUGGACCAGGUCUUCUGUGCCCGUCUGAUGGAGGAAGCACGCUGCCGAAACUCUUUCCCAGCUGAUGUGGUGAUGGGCAUUUUUUCCAACAUCUGUUCCAUCUACUGUUUCCACCAGCAGUUCCUGCUCCCAGAAUUAGAGAAACGGAUGGAAGAAUGGGACCAACACCCACGAAUUGGGGAUAUCUUGCAAAAGCUGGCUCCCUUUCUCAAGAUGUAUGGCGAGUAUGUGAAGAAUUUCGACCGUGCCAUGGAACUGGUAAACACCUGGAUGGAGCGCUCAACACAGUUCAAGGGCAUUAUCCAUGAAAUACAGCGGGAAGAGCUAUGUGGGAACCUGACCCUGCAGCAUCACAUGCUGGAACCGGUCCAGAGAAUCCCUCGCUACGAGCUGCUUCUGAAGGACUAUCUCCUGAAACUGCCCCAGGACUCGCCUGACUGCAAGGAUGCCCAAAAAUCCCUGGAACUUAUUGCAACUGCUGCAGAACAUUCAAAUGCCGCCAUCCGCAAAAUGGAAAGAAUGCACUCACUGUUGAAAGUGUACGAGCUGCUUGGAGGUGAGGAAGACAUAGUCAAUCCCACCAAUGAACUCAUCAAGGAAGGGCACAUCCUGAAGCUUUCUGCUAAGAAUGGUACCACCCAAGACCGCUACCUGAUCUUGUUCAACGACCGAUUGCUUUACUGUGUGCCAAAACUGCGUCUCAUAGGCCAGAAAUUUGGAGUCCGUGCUCGCAUAGAUGUGGAAGGAAUGGAGUUAAAAGAGACCAGCAGCCUCAAUGUGCCUCGGACCUUCCUUGUAUCAGGGAAGCAGCGAUCCUUAGAGCUUCAGGCCAGGACUGAAGAAGAGAAAAGAGACUGGAUCCAGGCAAUACAGGCUACAAUUCAGAAACACGAACAGACGCUGGAAAUGUUCAAGCAGCUUGCCAGUGAAGAUGAAACGCCGCCUAAUUCACCAGGCUGUGAGUUGGGCCGAAGAGCACCCACGCCAAUCCGGGAAAAAGAGGUGACUUUGUGUAUGCAAUGCAAAGAGCCCUUCAACGCUCUCACCAAACGGAGGCAUCAUUGCCGAGCCUGUGGCCAUGUUGUCUGUGGAAAAUGCUCAGAGUUCCGGGCCCGCUUGGUGUAUGACAACAACCGGCCAAACCGUGUCUGCACUGACUGUUACUCCACGCUUCAUGGCUCCCCUGGCAGCCCUGUGCCCCAUCCCAACACCCCCCAACGCCGAAAAUCCAUUCUGGAGAAACAAGCCUCGGUGGUGGCAGAGAAUAGUGUGAUCUGCAGUUUCUUGCACUACAUGGAGAAAGGAGGGAAGGCUUGGCACAAAGGCUGGUUUGUCAUCCCUGAAAAUGAACCUCUGGUGUUAUACAUCUAUGGAGCUCCACAGGAUGUAAAAGCCCUGCGCUCGAUGCCUCUGAUUGGAUUUGAAGUCAGCCUUCCUGAGCCCAGCGAACGGGUGGACCGACGCCAUGCCUUCCGGAUCAGCCAGAGCCAUCUGUGUUGGUAUUUCAGCCCCGAGACUGAGGAGCUGCGGCAGCGAUGGAUGGAAGUGUUGAGCAGGGCAGGCCGCGGAGAAGAAGCGAAGACUCCACCUUCAAUUCUGGAGGCCGAUGAGGAUACAGAAGCAGAGAGAACCUAGGCAUGGGCCUGAGGAACUGGGAGAAAUGGACUCUGCCCACAUGGGGACCUUACUCACUAUUCUCUGACCAGUAUACUUGAAACUAUUU